This is a messenger RNA of Gadus macrocephalus (Pacific cod), 3400 nucleotides long. RefSeq names its product zinc finger protein 84. The record is from RefSeq and is a predicted model, not a curated record. Bases 391 to 2922 code for a protein of 843 amino acids. NCBI's taxonomy places the organism in Eukaryota, Metazoa, Chordata, Actinopteri, Gadiformes, Gadidae. The transcript is spliced from 8 exons.
AACAUAGGAUAUAAUUAUCAGUUAGUCGGUAAUCACCUCAUCAAUUCAAUGCCACGUGGUUUGACAGCAAUGGGUUGUAUUGAGCCAGUGAUGGAGCCGCAUGCCUUUGCGUUGAGGAGAGUUUGUUGCUGUUUGGUAGCGACAAGGUUCCUACUAUUUAGGUCCUAGGCUAUAUUUGCGAUUCUCCUCCGCUCCGAUAGAUGGAAACGAUGGCUUUUUUGACAAUUGGCACUAAACGCAAGCUCUACUUCAAGUAGGACAUUGUCCUAUCGCAGUGUAGCCUAUUCUAACAAAUAUACUUUAUAUCAAUAACAGGACUGCUUCAUCCGACAGUAAUUGCAGUGUAACAACCCUCUUCUUAUAUAGGCUACUAACUGUUACGAUUUUAUCAUGUCGACAAAUUUCUCUUUUAACUCACAGCUUGUCUCUAUCAUGGAUGCGUUAUCCAAAACGGCUGUAUUGGAAAUAGGUAAACUAGUCCAGAUCGAAUCAAAGAUGCUAAAAAUAGAGAUUAAUCGGGGACGAAAUGAAAUCGCAUCACUCACAGAGAAAUUGCAGUUGAUGGAGAAGCUGCUUUGGAUUGCCCAAGGACACCGGCAGGACACCGCGGGACGAUCAAUCACACGGGAUUCAGAAAUAACUUGCGGCGAAUUAGAUGGUGGCGCUACAAUCCAACCAAUAAAAAGUGAAAGUUUACAGGAAAGCAUAUGUCCCUCCACUGAGACAACUAAUGAAGAUGAAGAAAGCUUUCAUCAACGGUUCACAGACAAAUCAAAAGAACAGCCUGUAAUCAGCGUAAUUAAAGAGGAGCCACCCGAAGAGCAGACCUCUGAAUUAAGUACACAGCAAGAACUAGAAACCGAUACAAAUAAUUUGUUACUUUCAACAGGAGAAGCAGAACUGCAAACCCAACCUGAGAAGAGGUGGUCAGAUGUUCCAAUUCAUCCAAAAUCAGCGUCAAGUGUACAACUGUUCAUUCCCUGCUUUUCCAUCACCCAGACUCUUGCCUCAUCCAAUGCGGCUGCACCAGCAGGGUUCCAGGAAACCCCAUGCGAUCAGAACCCCUUGCUUAGGCCAACACCUGCCUCACACAACAACAACAAUAACAACAAAAUGGACACUAGUGGGAGGACACUAGUUUGCCGGAAUGCGGCCUCCAAGGGCCUGGGCCCGGCCAGGAGCCUUGCCCCAGCCAAGAGCACAAGGAUCCAGGGACUGCUGUGGAACUCUGAGAUGGCCAAGAGGUUUGGUUGCGCUCAGUGCGGAAAGAGCUUCCGCUGUUUCAGCCAGCUGGAGAUCCACCAGCGGAGCCACACCGGGGAGAAGCCUUUCAGGUGCACGCUAUGUGGGAAGCGUUACGCGCAGAAGGGCCACCUGUACACGCACCAACGCACCCACACCGGAGAGAAGCCGUACGGCUGUCCCAUCUGCGGCAAGGGCUUCAUCCAGAAGUGCACCCUGGACAUGCACCAGCGCACGCACACCGGGGAGAAGCCGUUUGUCUGUGGUCAGUGUGGUAAAGGGUUCACCAAGAAUUGUAAUCUCAAAAAGCACCUGGCCGUGCACGCGGACGUGGUGGACGGACACUCGUAUAACGGGGAAUCGAUAGCCAGACAUGGUCGCCCUGUUGGAUUAGGACCAACCAACACCACCACAACCACCACCACACACAUUUCUGUCACUCAAUUUCGUUGGGUCCGCUCGAUCUGCAGGAUUUCCCCUCAAAAAAUAUUAUACAGCGAAUUUGUCAACAUGAUGUGCGACACCACUAACAGAAGUUUCAGAACUAAUCUGGCCACUAUUUUGGAACAACUGACCAACGCAGCCUUAGUUGAAAUAAGCAAGCUUGCCGAUGACUGCUCCGCCGUCCUCCACACAGAGAUAUCGCAACAGAAGAGUGAAAACGAUGCAUUAAAAAAGAAAUGCUAUUCACUUGAGAUUCAACUGAGGGCAGCCAGAGAAACACAGCACUAUCCAAACGACACUCUUGACCAUCGACCGAGUGGGACUCAUGGCCUGGAAAAACGUGUACAAGAGCAGCAACAGCAUCCCCCAACGAUUGAAGGCAUUUUUGGAAAGGACUGGUGCAGUGACCUAUGGAGAGAAGAAAGAGUUGCCACGGAAAGGAAAGAGAGAAUGGAAGCUUCUGCCACCAGAGAAGUGUUACCACAGGCAAUAAACCUGAUAGACAGUGAUCCCGACCUAAUAUUUGUGAAAGAGGAGGCAUACGAUGACCAGCCAAUCGGCCAACAGAUGAGAACCAGGGAUCACAGAAAAAGCGGGCCUACGUUCGAGGAGAGCUCCCUUCACAGAACCGUCCCCAACGAGCUUCGCCUUCACGCGAGAGACUUGCACAACUUCACCAUGAACGCCAACAGCCAGACGCAGCAGCAACCAGGCACACAGCCCUCCGUGCCGCUCAUAGAGCAUCUGAUUGCAGACUCUGGGCUGAGCACCUUUGUCGACAACACAAACCCUUCCCAAGCCACCGGGGAAUACUCCGACUGUAUGAACAAUGCCCACAGCAACGCCAACAACAACGCCAACGCGGGUAAACAAUUGGCUGUGGACCAGCGGGUUAGGAAGCCACUGAAAACCUUUGAGUGCCUGUUCUGCGGGAAGAUAUUCAACUAUCUCAGCAGUUUGAAAGUACACAUCCGGAGACACUCUGGCGAGAAGCCCUUCAGUUGCCCCGUUUGUGGGAAGAGGUUCGCUCAAAAAACGUAUCUGAAACUACACCAGCGAGUGCAUUCCGGGGAAAAGCCUUACAGUUGCCAGCAAUGUGGCAAAAGCUUUUCCCAGAAGAGCUCCUUGAACAUCCACUUACGGACACAUACGGGAGAAAAGCCCUAUAGCUGUGUUGAUUGUGGGAAGAGUUAUGCGUACAAGUACGGUUUUAAUCAUCACCAGUGUUUUAAUUGAUCUAAUUAAAAGCUGCCGUUUGUAAGACAUGAGCUGUAAGGGGGAUCAGAAAAGAGCAUCAUAAACGCGCCUCUCUCCCCCCCCCCCCCCCCUACCUCCUCUGUAGCUAUACCAUCUGGGAGAAAUCCCCUGAUUAUUCAGAAAUAUAAAUAUUUGAACUGACCCAAAACCGAAUUUCUGAGAAGUGUACCCACACGUCACUAAAAGUUUUGCAACUAUAUAGUAUUGAACUAUUGAGCUAACUAUAUAGUAGUAUAGCAUGUGUUAUUGAAGUGUAUGUAUCUUAAUAUAUGAGAGUAAUGAGUGUUCUAUGAUUGAUAUUGUAUUGAUGCACCCAGAAGAAGGCAUUAUAUCACGUUUACACUGCCAAUUCCUAUUCAGAGUCCUCAAACCGAAACACAAUAAAAUGUGUUACACUUGUGAUGUUAGAUUAGUUAUAUGUCUACAUUUAAAUAAUAAAACCUUUUUUGUUUUGACA